This is a messenger RNA of Drosophila elegans, 1346 nucleotides long. RefSeq lists its product as uncharacterized. The record is from RefSeq and is a predicted model, not a curated record. NCBI's taxonomy places the organism in Eukaryota, Metazoa, Arthropoda, Insecta, Diptera, Drosophilidae. The transcript is spliced from 4 exons. Bases 42 to 680 code for a protein of 212 amino acids.
CAACUACAAAACGCGCCAUUCGCAAAACAUAAACAAAAGUCAUGGAGGAAAGCCAACUCCAGCCGAAAUCGAAGGAUUCUGUUGAGGAAACCGUGCCCAAGGCUCCCAACCUUCCCAGGGAAGUCAAACUGAAGGUUCAAAGGCAUCUGAACAAGCAUGGAUACUCGCAGCAAAACCUGGUGGAAGCAUCCAAAUACGGCAAGCAAAACCAUACGAACGCCGCUUUCCACUAUGGGUCCACCACGAUUAAAAGGGGCCAGGAAAUGGUCAGAAAUUGCGACUCCGUCAGUCUGAACAACAUCACCCAGUGGCUGGAACUGAUGAAAAAAGCCCAACUCUCGGAACUCUGCGAAUUCGAGGCAGCUGCAGCUGUGAACUUCAUAAUCCAUAACGAGGAAAAGCCAUUCCCAGAUGAACUAAAUGGCAUUGACUUGAACGAAGCGUAUAAAUUUUUGGAAAAUGCUCUAAUGGGCCAGCCCCAACGGAAGCUGAGCGAGCCCACCAAGGCAUUUCUGUGCAGGGAAAUCGAGCUCCUUAUACAGGAGGCCAACACCGACGAGUCAGAUGAUAUGGCUCGCAGCAUGGGACAGUGCCUAUUUAACCAUCAGAUCGUGGACUAUAUGGAACAGCCCCACAAAUGCAGCUUGGAUCCACUUUUUCUGGACGAAAAGCGAACGUAGAGAACGUGAAGAGUAAUUAUAAUUAGAUUAUUUAUUCAUUUCCACACAUUUAUUAAACAUUUAAAUUCAAUUUUUGUUAUAUACGUACAUUGUCACAUGCAUUUGCACUUUUCCAUCUUCAAUCAACGAUCGAUCCCACGUUUAUACAUUAGUAUUACUAUGCCGAAUGGCCCAACCUUUGUACGUAUUAAUAUUCGAUAAUUACAUUCAUAAUUAAGUACUUGACUAUAAACAGUUUUAGCACAUUUAAAAUCUAGAAUUCCUUUAGUUGUACACAAUUACUUCAAGUAGUGUAAGUACGAGUAUAAGAAAAAGAUUAAGGGUCUUUGGCCUUGGAUUCUCUCAAUUGCAUAACAUUUAUUGUGCAUGAUUGUUUUCAAUAGUUGUGGUUGCCAAUUUGCAUUGCAUAGACUAGAGUAGAGAUAGGUAGUUUAGUUUUGGUUUUGCUUUGAUUAGCUUUGUUUUAAACUUUAGGAGGCAUAAAAACAGUUGAGUGCUGCCUGACUCCCACAGCAUCACAAUAGAAUCACAAGAGACAGAGUUGGCUUAAGUUUUUUUUUCAAUUUCAUUACAGGUUCUAGGAUGUCACACUUACGAUAACAUAACGUACAUACGAUCAGAGUUACAUACAAAUUCGAAUACAAAUAUAAUACCUUUUAAUAUUAA